UCCGGCUCCUCCACCCCCCGCCCCUCUCUUUUCUGUCCCAGGGCGCAGACGCGCGGCGGGCCGGGCCGGAAGUCGCCGUGUCCCGGCGGGUGUGAGUGUGAGGGGAUCGCGGAGAGGUCCCAGCUGGUGUGGUGGCCGCCGCCUCAGCCGGGGAGGAAGGGAGCGGGGAGCGAGCCCGCCGCCCGGCGCCAAGAUGCUGCCCCUCUCCAUCAAAGACGAUGAAUACAAGCCCCCCAAGUUCAACCUGGUCCGCAAGAUCUCGGGCUGGUUCAGGUCCAUCCUGUCGGACAAGACCUCCCGGAACCUGUUUCUGUUCCUGUGCCUGAACCUCUCCUUCGCCUUCGUGGAGCUGCUCUACGGCAUCUGGAGCAACUGUUUAGGCUUGAUUUCCGAUUCUUUUCACAUGUUCUUCGAUAGCACUGCUAUAUUGGCUGGACUGGCAGCUUCUGUAAUUUCAAAAUGGAGAGAUAAUGAUGCUUUUUCCUAUGGGUAUGUUAGAGCGGAAGUUCUGGCUGGUUUUGUAAAUGGCCUAUUUUUGAUCUUCACUGCCUUUUUUAUUUUCUCUGAAGGUGUUGAGAGAGCAUUAGCACCUCCAGAUGUUCACCACGAGAGACUACUACUUGUUUCUGUGCUUGGGUUUGUUGUAAACCUAAUAGGAAUAUUUGCUUUCCAACAUGGAGGUCAUGGACAUUCACAUGGCUCUGGGCAUGGACAUAGUCAUUCUCUUUUUAAUGGUGCACUUGAUCAUGGACAUGGACAUGGCGAUCAUGGCCAUGGUCAUGGAGACCAUGGUCAUAGUCAUGAAUUAAAACAUGAUGCACAUAGUCAUGAUCAUGGACAUGGACACUUUGAUUGUCAUGAUGGUUCCUCAAUUAAAGGAACAACAGGACCCAGCAGACAGAUCUUACAAGGUGUGUUUUUACACAUUCUAGCAGACACAUUAGGAAGUGUUGGUGUAAUUGCAUCUGCCAUCAUGAUGCAAAACUUUGGUCUGAUGAUAGCGGAUCCCAUUUGUUCAAUUCUUAUUGCCAUACUUAUAGUUGUAAGUGUUAUUCCUCUGUUAAGAGAAUCAGUUGGAAUAUUGAUGCAACGAACACCUCCAUCACUGGAAACUGCUCUGCCUCAGUGCUAUCAGAGGGUUCUGCAGUUACAAGGAGUUUACCAUUUACAAGAACAGCAUUUUUGGACUCUUUGUACUGAUGUAUAUGUUGGGACUUUGAAAUUAGUAGUAGCACCUGAUGCUGAUUCAAGGUGGAUUUUAAGCCAAACUCACAACAUUUUUACUCAGGCUGGAGUAAGACAACUUUACGUACAGAUUGACUUUGCUGCCAUGUAGUGAAUCAUCAGAAAUUGUGCUCUUUGGACCAAAGUUUUCUGGUACUAUACAAUCUAAA
Molecule: messenger RNA, 1394 nt
Organism: Sarcophilus harrisii (Tasmanian devil)
Lineage: Eukaryota; Metazoa; Chordata; Mammalia; Dasyuromorphia; Dasyuridae
Gene: SLC30A7
Product: solute carrier family 30 member 7
Exons: 11
Coding region: 194-1336 (380 amino acids)
Biological process (GO): zinc ion transport; intracellular zinc ion homeostasis; transmembrane transport
Cellular component (GO): Golgi apparatus; membrane
Molecular function (GO): zinc ion transmembrane transporter activity
Source: RefSeq, a predicted model, not a curated record